Molecule: messenger RNA, 1881 nt
Organism: Cetraspora pellucida
Lineage: Eukaryota; Fungi; Glomeromycota; Glomeromycetes; Diversisporales; Gigasporaceae
Source: the annotation of a GenBank genome assembly
AUGUCUGAAAUUCAAGGUUAUGAAUAUGAUUUUGACAAAUCUUAUGUGGACUAUGAACUUUCAGAUGACAGCAUCAAUCUGGUUCCACCUGAACUUAUAGCAGUAGAUGAUGACUUAUCAGUAAUUGAAGAGGGCAAAGAUCUUGUAUCUGAAAAUGGUAGUUUGGAUAACGAAUCUGAAGAUAGUCUUCUAAAAGAAAUUUAUGUUGGACAGACAUUUGUCUCGUUUGACAUGCUCGAACAAUGUCUAAAACGUUAUUCAACUAGAAUAGGAUUUGAAACGAAAAUAGUGCGAGCUGAAAAGGAGAAUAAUAUUUUCAUUCGUAAGACAUAUAAAUGUAGACAUAGUGGAAAAUACUUACCUAAGAAAAAAUUAGACCCUAUGCAAAAUCAAGAUCGAGAAUCUGGUCAUAUUGAGUGUGAAUUUACUAUGAAUGCUUCAUAUCAGAAACAUAUGAAUCUUGUCUUCGUUAAUAAAUUCACUGAGGAUCAUAAUCACGUAUUAAAUAAAGAAGAAUUACAUUUGCAAUUUUCACUGUCCUUGCGUAAGGUGCCUGACAAUAUUAAAGAAGAGUUCCGGUUUUAUGUUCAGGAAUGUCAAUUAGGGGCAACUGUCUUAAAACGAAUAUUGCAAAAUAAAUUUCCUGAUCAAGAAAUUUACAAUCGAGAUCUUUACAAUAUGAUUUGCAAAUACAGAGCUGAAGCUCAGAUUAAAAACGAUGCCUCAACUUUAUAUGAAUAUCUUUCAAAAGUGCAACAAGAAAAUCCUGACUGGUACUUUAAGAGAUGCUUAUGGGCUCGGUUUUAUGAUGUCAUUAUUAAUGACAACACAUGCAAAAUGAACAAAUAUAUGAUGCCUUUAAGCAUUUUUAUUGUAAUUGAUUCAAAUAACAGAAGUCGUAUUGCAGCCACAGCUGUAGUUUCUGAUGAGACAGUGUCGACUUACAAAUGGAUCUUAAAACAAACUAAAUUAGCCACUAAUGGUCUUCAACCAACAAUAAUUUUUACAGAUGCUGAUCCAGCGAUGCAAGUAGCUAUAACAAAUGAGUAUCCUGAAGCUAUUGUUAGGCAUUUAUCUGAUUUUGAUCGUCGUUGGAUGGAGUUAAUGAAUAAUUAUUCAGAGGUUCAAAGUUAUUGUGAUCGUGUUUUAUAUUCAACUAAAGAAUUUGCAAACUCAGGAAGUUCUUUAUGCCAACUUCAGGCUGGAAUCGACUUGCGACUUAAGGAUGAGAUCAAGUAUGCAAAGUUACAAGAAUUUAGGAAUAUGAAUCCCACUACUGGACUUCCGCAUGUUUUCAAUACAAUUUUUAAGAAAAUUAAUGAUAUGUGUGUAAAAUAUCUUACACCAAAUUCGUUAGCUUUACAACGAAAACAAAUUUUAGAAAGCCUUCUAUAUAGGUCUUUACUACAUAAUAAUGAGCUUAAUGUUAGUGCUAGUCAGCAAUUGGAUCAUAAAGUGGGAUUUAUCGAAGAUGAUUAUGAGGAGCCACAGAUCUUAUUAAAUAUGGCUUUAGAGGAUUGUUCUGAUAGUUUAAUACCUUUUCGUUGGUAUUCUGAAGAAGGUAUUGCUUUAUUUGAUAAAGAUCAGGAAUUAACUAUCCAGCUAGUACAAAGUAAAAGUAAAUCACUUCCAACUGUAACAUUUGAAACAUUAAAAAGAAUUUGUGGUCAAGAAGUUAAUAGUAAAAUUGCCGUAGAAUCAGAUUCAAAAAAAGUUUCUUAUAGUUGUGGACUCGGAAUUUGUAAAAAAGCAUUAAAUAUCGCGAUUAUGAAUAAUACCAAUAAGGUUUUAGAGGACCUACUGCAACAUUUUAUUAAUGAACAGGUUUUAGCACAAAGUAGUAGUACUGCUUCAAACUUAUCUGAACAAGGCAUAGGUUAA